This is a messenger RNA of Liolophura sinensis, 4587 nucleotides long. RefSeq lists its product as uncharacterized. The record is from RefSeq and is a predicted model, not a curated record. NCBI's taxonomy places the organism in Eukaryota, Metazoa, Mollusca, Polyplacophora, Chitonida, Chitonidae. Gene Ontology annotation, biological process: regulation of DNA-templated transcription. Bases 83 to 3334 code for a protein of 1083 amino acids. Gene Ontology annotation, molecular function: DNA-binding transcription factor activity, RNA polymerase II-specific; RNA polymerase II cis-regulatory region sequence-specific DNA binding. The transcript is spliced from 15 exons.
UCAGCGGGUCAGAGUGUUCGCAUUUCUUCCUAAAAUUCUAUCCACGAAGAUCAAUCGGUUCGGAACCGCCAGUACUGAAAGGAUGGAAGAAGAAGAGCAGAACAAUGGAGUGAUCAUUCAGGAAAUGCUGGUCCAAGGGGAGAAACUUGUGAACCAGGUGACGGGUGAGACGAUGACAAUAAACCUGGAGGAUGCUUCACAGAUUGUACUGCAGGAGCCAGAUGGAGGUGCGACAGGGUUACAGGGGGCAGUGCACGAGGCGGUGCAGAUCCAACCGGGUACAUAUCAGAUCCUGACUGGUGAGGAGAUACAACUUGGGGAGGAGAUGGCCGGGCAGGAGGUGGACGGAGUGACGCAGAUUGAGGUGCCCCUAGAGAUGCUGCAAGAGGCUGUAGAGAUGCUUCAGGGGCAGGACAUUCAGGGAGACGCUGUGGAGGCGGCCAUUGCUAGUAUUGCCGCGCGCCACAUGGAAAUAGCGCAGGUAGGCGCAACAGAUGCAGAGGGAGAUAUGGACAUUAUGGAGGUGACCCAGUCCGACAUUGACGCAGCCAAUGCUCAUGCUGCAUAUAAUCCAGAGUUACUGAACUCCACUGAACCAGAUAAGGCUUUGCCAGACACAUCAGAGUUGGAAGCCCUGACUGCCAGUGACAGGGACAACAUUAUCACGGUAGCUGAUCCAGAGACUUCCAAACCUUCUGUGGUUCUGGUCUCUCAGAGUGCUACGGCCACGAGUUCAAAACCCAGAGACAUGGUAUCCCUUCUAUACGGGACAACGCAUUCAGCUGUUCCUAUACCUAACACAGUGCAAAACAGUUUAUCUUCAGAGGCUGUGCCCCUGCAGACUGUAAGCAAUGCUCAGAUACCCCAAACUGGUGCUGAAGUCUCUAAAACAGCAGCUACAACCACAUCAGAAACAGCUGAUGUAGAUACAGCAUCACUGCAACAACCUAUCUCUAAUUCUGUGGCGGAAUUGAGAGGGGAUUCCGAAGAAAGCUACCUGACUGUGAAUAAUUCAUCUAAGAAUUUAGCUGAUUCAAGUGCUGUACAUGGUGAUGCUACGUCGAUAAAUUCUAAAGGCACUCGCUUAGUUCAAGAGAACCCCCCACCUAUGGAACCUCCUCCCCCACCCCCUCCUGAUAAAAAGCCAGAUUAUUCUGAGCCCAUAGAGAUCAAAGAAAACAUGGAGAUAUUUGUCGGCUCUAGGAAAUGUAUCGUUCUGCCUAACCCUGACACUGGCAAGCUGUGUGCAUAUCCCUUGAUACCUAUUGGAGGAAAGAGGAAAAGAGGCAGACCGAGAAAGGAAAUCAAAGUUGAACCAGUGCAAGAAGAGAUGGCUGAAAAUGGAGAAGACAAAGAAAAUGUGAGCGGGACAGAUCCUGCACCAGUGCCAGGCAAGCCUGUUGAAUCCCAGGCCGAUGCGGCAGAGUCUCUUCUGGAAUUGUCCAAUACAGGACCAGAUGGUGUAAGGAGAAGCGGAAGGAAGCGUAGGAAAGCCAGGACGUUAAAAGAUUAUUCCAUUCUGAAAGGAUCCAGUGAUGAAGAAAGCCAAGAUGACUCAGAAGAAGAAUUUCACAUAUCUGACCUUGAUCUGUCUUCUUCUGAUGAAAUGAUUGAGGACUCUGGUGAUGAAGAAUACAAGCCCAAUGGACCAAGGAAAAAAAGAAAACCUGAUUACAACAGUAACCCAGCUUUGUUACUAGGUCAAAAGCGCGGUCCUGGUCGCCCCAGACGGUACCCUCACCCUGGGCAGCCAGCCCACCCUGCCCAGAUACCUGCCAUCUUGGUCAACGGGCAAACUAUCAUGAUUCAGGGUCUGGAGAAUGUUACCUCAGCUGGUCGUCCCCUGGCUCCUCUGAUGCCCAAACCCCCACAGGGCACCACCCCUACCUCCUCACCACAGGUAAUCAUGAUCAACAACAGCACUACCACAACUGAAGGGAAGGACGCUCAAGGGUCAGUAGCAGAAGCCAACCAGGCAGCCACCACUCUGGAAAUCCCCACCUCCGUGGCGCAAACUGCCGAUGGUCAGGCCACCAUACUACAGUUCUCAGAUGAUGUUGUCAAUAUGCUGAUGAAGAAGGACCCAAUCAAGUUAGGUCUGAAGGCCCCUGAUAUGGACCUGGAGAAACUGAAGUGUCCACUGUGUGACUUCCAGGCCUAUUAUCCACAGCAAUAUCAGGAGCAUAUCUUCUCCCAUCCAGAUGAGGUUCACAAGUGUAAAUGUUGUCAGUACGGUACCCUGGACGAACCAGAACUCAUCGAGCAUUACAAGGCGUCUCACCCACGCUCCAUCUGCCCAGUGUGUAACUUCACCGCAGAACAGCCCUACGUUGUCAAGCGGCACAUGUCUAGACACGAUGAGAAAGGAUGUACCUGUCAGAUCUGUGGCAAAGUCUAUAAGGACCAGUACAUCUUAAAGAUGCACCUCAAGCAAGUUCACAUGCCGGCAGAUGUGCUGUAUGAGUGUACGGUGUGUGGAAAGAAGUUCACAAGAAAAGCUCAUCUCAAGCGCCAUCUUCGCACGCACGAAGUGGAGAAACCAUUCAAGUGCCCUCACUGUGAAUAUAGAGGGUGUGAAAAGUCUGAUGUAGCCAAACAUUUGCUAAUCCACGAAGAACCCAAGUAUGUAUGUGAGAUCUGUGGUAAGGCAUUCCGUCACAUCAAGAACAAAGAAAUCCAUGUCAAGAGGCACAGUGGGCAGAAAGACUACAAGUGUGGUAUCUGUGAUAAAUAUGGUUACACCUUUACUGACAUCAGGAAGCACAUAGAGAGGACACACUCUGAUGUGAAAACCAGCAUGUUUAUCUGUGAGAAGUGUGGCUCUUCAUUCAGGGAUAACCAGGCCUUCAGGGAGCACCAUGAGCAGGGCUGUGAUCAGAUGACCAUUGAGCAAGCCCUGUCAAUCACUACAGGAGAGACAGAGACUGGUCAAUCCACCAUACAAAUACCCGCCUCUGUCCUACAGGCUGAGGGCCAGCCCAUUACCUACGAUGGCCAACACCUAACCAUCGGCGGCAAUCAGGUCAAUAUCACAGUCCAACACAUGAACCUGGAUCCUGAAGAAGACAGCAUUAUGUUGACAGAGGAACAGUUGGCAGAGGCUCAGAUUGCAGUUGCAGAUGGCCAGAUCGCUGUGACGGAUGGGGGCACUCAGGUGAUCAGCACCGCCCACAUGGUCACUGAUCUAGUGGAGGCGGGAUUGGCUCAUGUCACUCCAGCCGCAGAGGUGGGACUGGCUCAGGUCAAUCAAACUGUUGAGGCAGGUGAAGAGACACUGGACCAGGCAGUGGUCAUUUCGGCAGAGGAGGCAGAAAACAGCAUUGUCCUAGCAUAAUUCACGAGUUUCCACAAAUAUAUGAAGAUUCAUGCUCUUUGAAAGUGUCAAAAAGGAUAUAGGAAGUUGUAAUUUCUUGUAGGAGUUUUAGCAGAAACAUAGGAACAUGGUACAUGUACCUCAAAGCCUUGCAGAAAUCUGCCAGCUCAUGACCAUCAAGAACAGUUGUCUUUGUCUUGUUCCUUGUUCUGGACUAGAUCCUGGGUGAUUUUAGCUAAAACCAUUAUCUUGACCUUUGAUGGCUGUAUGAUGACCUUGAGACUAAAGUUCCAAAAAGUGAAAUGCAAGACUUGUUUCAAUGCUGGUGCUGUAAUUGAUGGUGAAACAUAGUCCUUCAAACUCCAGCAUAAUGACUUGUAAUGUGUAGCUGCGGAUUUCAAAUAUAUUUAAGGAAUAUUUUAACCAGUACAGAUUUCACCUCAAUUUUUCACAUGGCUUUUGUGCCACCUGCAUUAUUGCUUGUGAAAACUUCAACUCCAGUAGAAAUGCAUGACAGAAAUAUAGGAUUGUCAAACUUUUUACUGCUGCCAAUGUAAUGUAUUGUAAACAAGAUGGCUAGGAUUUACUACUGGGUUUAAAAAUCACUUUAAUAUGAAUUUUAAUACUGUGAGAUCAGUGUGUAUAAAGAUAGACAGAAUAGGGAUCAACUUGAUUUCUUGAUUUUUGCAUUUCUUCUUUUUUGUCAUUAAUGAUCAAAUUAAAAUUGCUGGGUAGUGCUACAAAUUAGUGACAAUUAAUAACCUCUGUAAUCAUUCUGUUGAACAAUCUAAACCUUGCAGAGCAAUUUUCUUGGCUGUCUUUGUGAUUGUUUUCUCUAGAUCCACUAACGCUCGUCCAUGAAACAACAUUGGUUUUCUAUUUCGAUCACAGUUCUCAUUACACCCAUCUCUUUUCGUGUGCACAAGAUUUAGAUCUCAGUGGCUUUUCCGUGGGGUGUGCUGAUGAAUUAUUUUUUUUCACAUAGCAUUUUUACUCAUAUUUUAUGACAGGAAAAGACUACAAAAACUAGCUAACUAUCUAGCUCAGCUGCCUCUUCUUUUUUAGUUUAUCAUGAAUUCUUUACUAUUGCCAUCUUUCUGAAAAUGCUGGGCAUAAUUGUGUAUGAUUUGACUUGGCAGCUUUUUGCAAACUGAUGUUAUCACAUUCUUAAAAAUAGUUUAUUGACAUUACUGUACAUAAAAGUUAUUUAUUUUGCAUAUUGUUAAUACAUUACUCAUGUAAAGAAUGAUAAUAAGGUAAUAAAUUUUGGUACA